Spodoptera littoralis (African cotton leafworm) is the source of this 1164-nucleotide messenger RNA. NCBI's taxonomy places the organism in Eukaryota, Metazoa, Arthropoda, Insecta, Lepidoptera, Noctuidae. The record is from the annotation of a GenBank genome assembly.
AUGGAAAAUAUUCCCCCAUACAAAGAUUUCCAUAAACAGAUAAAAAUCAAUUUAUGGCUUGCAGGGAUCCCUUAUGGCGAUCCGAAGUUUUACUUUAGAUUCUACGUCAUAUUCGUUCAACUUUUAUUGAUGAUCGUCUUCGAAGUAUCGUUCUUUGUCUCGAGAAUUUCAGCUGAGAAUUUUCUAGAGUUGACCCAAUUGGCUCCGUGUAUGGGAAUCGGUAUACUAACUGCAUUGAAAACCAUGGCUGUAAUUCAAAAACGAAAGAAAAUUUAUGAUCUGACCGAGUGUCUUGAGAAGCUCUACAAUAAUAUUCUUAGUAAUGAGCAGAAAGUGAAACUUGUGAGAAAAGAUUUGGUCCUUGUUAACUUACUCAUGAAAUAUUAUUUCAUUUUGAAUCUCCUAUUGAUCUCUGUCUACAAUUUCUCAACUCCGUUCAUAAUUUUGUAUCAUUAUUUUGCGAAACAUGAGGUGAUUUACAUUCUACCUUACGCAAUUUUAGUGCCAUUUUCUACUGAUUCCUGGUUGCCUUGGAUUAUAGUCUAUAUUCAUUCCAUCAUGUGUGGUUUCAUCUGUGUAUUGUUUUACACAACGAUCGAUGGACUUUACUUUGUUCUGACUUCCCACGUCUGUGCAAAUUUUAGCGUGAUUAGUGAUAUGAUUGAAAGUUUAGAUGAAACUACUGCAGAUCGCUUGGCAGAUAUAAUCAAGGAACAUCAGUAUAUUUUGAAGCUCGGGGAGGACUUGGAAGAUAUUUUUACUGCGCCCAAUCUGUUUAAUGUGUUGGUCGGCUCUUUGGAGAUAUGCGCUCUCGGAUUUAAUUUAACGACUGGGAGCUGGCAACAAAUUCCAGGCUGCAUUCUGUUCCUUCUAUCUGUUCUACUGCAAAUCCUCAUGAUGAGUGUAUUUGGAGAAAACAUGAUAAGAGAAAGUACAAAGAUCGGUGACGCAGCGUUUUUAUGCAAAUGGUAUAAAAUGGAUGAGAAAUCUAAGAAGAUAAUUUUGACCAUAAUGAUCAGGUCUAAAAAACCUCAACAGUUAACCGCUUAUAAAUUUUCUACCAUAAGUUACGCGAGCUUCACAAAGAUUAUAAGUACAUCAUGGUCCUAUUUCACGAUAUUACGAACUGUCUACAGUCCACCGGAAGUUACUCGUACUGAUUAA